Mesocricetus auratus (golden hamster) is the source of this 3317-nucleotide messenger RNA. RefSeq names its product HPS4 biogenesis of lysosomal organelles complex 3 subunit 2 (gene Hps4). Lineage: Eukaryota; Metazoa; Chordata; Mammalia; Rodentia; Cricetidae. The record is from RefSeq and is a predicted model, not a curated record. Bases 720 to 2468 code for a protein of 582 amino acids. Gene Ontology annotation, biological process: vesicle-mediated transport. The transcript has 14 exons.
AUGCCGGCGACGUCGCCACUACGCGCCAGAGCGGCCGGCGUGUCGUGACAUCACAAGUUGCGUCACACCCGCGCGUCACCGCCAAGCCUCUAGACGCGGGAGGUGGGACCGCGCGUGAUCGCUGGGCUGCCGGGAGCAGUGCUAUCCCGACAGUGGAAGAUUACUGUCAGGAGAGUUUGGCCUCCUGGAUAGUAAUUUUAACGCCUUGAACCACCUGUUUCUGGACAGUUCCUUGGAGGAGCCAAGGACUAGAAGCUGAGAUGGCUGGUGCGUGAACUGGAAACUCGAGAGCAUUUGAAGGAAUCCACUGGUUGGCUUUGAACUGUUCAUAAAGCUAGAGAACCUAUCCGAAGCCACCUCUGCCCUCUGAUAUGCUUGUGCCUCCAGUGGAACUCCCCGAGAGGAGUUGGAAGAGGUCCCAGUGCUGACAGCCACAUGGAUUUUCCUGAAAUCAAACUGUAGAUCUGACUUGUUGAGUAGAUGUAGCUCGUCUUCAGACUGUUUCCUCCUGAACUUGUCAGAGAUGCAGAGGUAUUCCUGGAAUGGAACCUUCCCUGAAAGGAAGUUGCGUUUUCAUGUUGAAUGAAAAGUAAGUAAGUGGCAGAAACCACUUGGCUUGACCACAUCUGGAGUCACUGGACUGGGGACACCAGUUGGGGACAGAGAAGUGCUUCUAGGAAGAAUACCAGGUGAAGAGGAUGAGGCCAGCUGGAGAGUAAAUGGCCACCCCCACACCCCCAGAGAUAAAGUCAGCCUCGUGGUGGAACUACUUUUUUCUGUAUGAUGGUUCCAAGGUAAAGGGAGAAGGAGACCCAACCAGAGCUGGCAUCUGCUACUUCUACCCCUCCCAGACCCUGCUGGACCAACAGGAGCUGAUCUGUGGCCAGCUUGCUGGAGUUGUACGCUGCCUGUGGGACCUUUCUGGUACCCCACCCACGCUCAUCCGCCUGCGGAAGCUCAAAUUUGCCAUCAGGGUGGAUGGAGACUACCUGUGGGAAAACCAGUUCUGGCCAUCUCACCCGAAAGUCGCAUAUGGCCUUCUUCCUGGUCAGACGAGGACUGUAACAGAAGCCUUGGCUCUGGGCUGUGGUGUGGAGCUCUCGGAUGUCAGCUGCAGGCAGUUUCUGGAUCAACUCAUCGGAUUCUUUCAUUUCUACAUGGGUCCUGUGUCCCUGGCCUAUAAGAGCCGUCCUCAGGAGGAGCUGAGCCUACAGUGGGACACCUUCAUCACACAGGUCCUCAGGGGCACCAGUGAGUUGCACAGGAUCUUCAACGCCCUGUGGAAUCUGGACCACACCAAAGUGGAGCCCCUGUUGCUGCUGAAGGCAGCACUCAUCUUGCAGACCUGCCAGCGCUCGCCCCAUGUCCUAGCUGGCUGCAUCCUCUACAAAGGACUGAUUGUGAAUUCCCAGCUCCCUCCUUCCCUCACCGCCAAGGUCCUGCUUCACCAGACUGUCCCUGCAGACCAGAGACUUCCUGGAGCAGGGGCUGCCCCACAGGAAGCAGGAGCAGCAUUGCCCCCUGGUGUGCAGAUCACCCCGGUUUUUCUGACUGAGGAGGAAGUUGCUAGUCUCCACGAGUUCACGGUGGAACAGAAGACUAGACUCCAGGAAAGUUCAUCUCAGUACCCUCUCUGGGAUCGAAGCACCCCUACCCAGGCAGAAGAUGCCUGGAUGUCAGCCGCCAUCCUGGAGCCCACACCCCGUGAUGGAGCGUGCCUGAAUGGCAGGGAGGCAGAUGGACGCUCGCUUGGGCACGAGCAGCAGGAGCAUGUGGCUACUGCAGGACUGUGCACUACUGCCUGUGGCCCGGGUUCUAGCAGCAGCAGCAGGAUGCAGCAGGAGCUGGGUUUUUCCCGACAGGAACUGGACUUGUCUGAAAUCCACAUCUCUGAGCCUCAGGAAGCCUUCGCACCCAUGCCUGCCCUGGGCGAUCAGGAAGCUGUCCUCACCAGCCACCAGGCCCCCAUGCUGCCUGAAGACACAGCAGUGUGCAGCUGCCUGGACCCUUCCCCUCUUGAGAGGCUUUCUGAGAGUGGAGGGCUGGAACGGCUUACAGACCUUCCCAUCACCAAUGGACAAACCCAAGUUCCUAGCACAGACCCCCUCCUCAGAGGAAGCAGCAGGCCUGUGUUAGUUCCUCCCCAAGAUCCUGUGGGUGAGGAGCGCAGUGCAGAGCAGUGUGGGGAUGGAAGCCGUGAGCACCAUUCAGCCCUAGCUGACUCUCGGGGUCCCAGCACCUCUGCAGACAGAAGUGGCUUUGAGCCAUCCCCAGCCAGGCCCCAGGCAGGGCUCUUGCCCAUGAACCUCUACACUCACAGUGUGAAUGGGCUGGUGCUGUCCCUGUUGACUGAGAAGCCUCUUCUCAGAGACAUCGCAGCCAUCGAGGAGGUGCUUCCUGAGUGCCGGGGCUCUGGGUUAGUACUGCCAUGCCUCACUCAUCUUUUCUUUUUUUUUUUUUUUUUAUGAGACAGGGUUUCUCUGUAUUGUUUCGGAGGCUAUCGGUCCAGCCCGACCUCGAACUCACAGAGAUCCACCUGCCUCUGCCUCCCGAGUGCUGGGAUUAAAGGCGUGCGCCACCACCGCCCGGCUCAUCUUUUCUUAAAUUAGAGCCUACUUGUUUUAUCAACACACAGGAUGACCCUUAGUUGACAAACAUUAGACCAUGGAGCUGGAGAGAUGACUUAGCAAUUAAGAACACUUGGUUCUUGUUCGGGGGCCUGAGUUUAGUACUAGCAUUCGCAGUGGACAGUUCACAAUUGCCUGUGCACCUGCUCAAGGGAUGUAGCAGCCUCUUCUGAGUUCCAUGUGCAUUCAUAUAACACACGGCAUACACAUGAAGAGAAAAAUGUAUGUAUGUAUGUAUGUAUGUAUGUAUGUAUGUAUGUGUGAACAUAUGUGGAUGGGGAUGGCACACACCCAUAAUCCAAGCACCCAGGAGGCAGAGGCAGGAGGCUUUCCACAAGUUCGAAGCAAUCCUGGUCUCAAUGGCGAGUGCCAGAGCAGUCGGGGGUGCACAGGGAAACCCUGUCUCAAACAAACAAAACAGGAGCAUGUGUGGAACUUGAUGCCUCAGGCAGACACUGGCUCCUGUCACUAGGUCUAGUGACCACUGAGGCGUCGUCUAGGUGCUCGCUUCUUAACUGGCUCUGCCACCCCGUGACCCACUCCUGGCCCCUCUGCAGUACCACAGCAGCUUGGCAUCCCUGAAUGGGCUGGAAGUCCACCUGAAGGAGACACUGCCCAGAGACGAGGCCAGCCCCACAAGCAGCACAUACAACUUUGUGCAUUACGACCGAAUCCAGAGCGUGCUCACAG